AUGCACUACAAGGGUUCUCUAACGGAUGGUACCGAAUUUGACCAGAGCUACAAGAGAGGUUCCCCUCUGCCUUUCCAAUUAGGCGCCGGGCAAGUUAUCGCGGGUUGGGAUCAGGGUUUGUUAGACAUGAAAAUUGGAGAGAAGCGAACUUUGACCAUACCAAGCGACCUGGCGUACGGCGACCAAGGCUUCCCUGGAGUCAUUCCGCCAGGAGCUACACUCGUGUUCGAGACCGAACUCGUCUCCAUCAAUAGCCACAAGGAGUAG
Molecule: messenger RNA, 267 nt
Organism: Sphaeroforma arctica JP610
Lineage: Eukaryota; Ichthyosporea; Ichthyophonida
Exons: 4
Coding region: 1-267 (88 amino acids)
Biological process (GO): protein peptidyl-prolyl isomerization
Molecular function (GO): peptidyl-prolyl cis-trans isomerase activity
Source: RefSeq, a predicted model, not a curated record